Podarcis lilfordi (Lilford's wall lizard) is the source of this 16308-nucleotide messenger RNA. The record is from the annotation of a GenBank genome assembly. NCBI's taxonomy places the organism in Eukaryota, Metazoa, Chordata, Lepidosauria, Squamata, Lacertidae.
CUCGGCUGCGCGCGCACGUGCUGCUGCUGCCGUCUCAUUGGCUUAAUCGCCGCACGCCUACUGUUUCCGUCUCCCGGCAUCACAAGAGAUAGGAAAGGGAGGUUAAAAAGAAGAGAAGCCCUGCUGCUGUCGUCUUCAGGGUACCGUUCCGUCUCCCUGUCUGCGGCAGAGAGAUAGGAAAGGAGAGAGAGAGAGAAUCCCUUGCUGCUCUCGUCGGGAUAUCCUGUUUUGUGUAUUAUUACCGUGGAAACAGAGAAGCACACUAGCUGGUUGUACAUGAGAUGGACAUAGGAGGAGAUAGCAGAGCCCAAUUCUCCAGGACUGGAAGGCGCUGCUGUGCAAGAAGAGUUCGAACUUGAACCCAACUGCGCAGCACGAUUUUUGAAAUGGUUAAUUUUUUAACAACAUUUUUGCUUAUUGAAAGUAUUUACGACCCGCUCUUCAUUCAAAAGUGCCAGGGUGGAAAUGUACACAGUGUAAAUUUGACAUUUUAUAUAUAUAUAAAAAAACACAGCCAAAAACUUAAAACAAAAUAUAGACUUCAGUUACAAAUAAAACCAGCACCCGCAGCAGAAAUUCAAAUGCGCAAUACACCUCACCCAUUCCCAGAUGCCUGGGUUGUAAGCCAGAAGGCAUUGUCCGUGUACUAUUUCAGUCUAUAGCUUUUACGUAUUAGAAUCAGAAUUGUAGAGUCGGAAGGGACCCUGAGGAUCAUCUAGUCCAACCCCCUGCUAUGCAGGAAUAUGCAGCUGUGCCAUAGAAGGAUCGAACCUGCAACCUCGGCGUUAUCAGCACCAUGCUCUAACCAGCUGAGUUACACAUUGAGAACCUGGAUUGAAAAGUAACUAACAGCUAAAUCCAGUGCUUUUUUUCUUGGGGGACACAGGGGGACGCAUACCCCUAAACAUUUUGUGAAUCUAAGUUUGGCUUCAUUGAGGGGGAGUAUUUCAAUAUAAGUAGGAAAAUGAGAGUACCCCUAAACAUUUUUUUAAGGGAAAAAAAUCACUGACUAAAUACAAUAUGCAGUUACCCUGAACUGAGUCCCAAUGUAUCCAAUUUGGGCUUACUACAUGGUAUGUUAAACCUGCAACUGUAAGCAGCAUUGGAUAAAGUUGUGUUUAUUGUUCAGUAACCAUGCAUAGGAUUGGACUGUAACAUUUGAGGCCAGGGACAUUUAACGCAAAAUAGUGAUUAAAAGCAUUUGGCCCAGCUCCACUUGAGAGUAAUCACUAUUCUAGGAUUUGUAAAGAAGAGUGCAGUACAAAAGCCUGCACAAACUUGCAUGAGAAAGAAAUGUGGUGGUAGAACACUCCUCACAGAUUGCUGUGGAAGUCCACCAGCUAUUUCUGAACAUCUGUAUUUGUGAACACUUGGUGUGCCCAACAGAAGUUGUAUCACUUCUGUAUGUGUCCCCUUCCUUCUUUGGUGUUGUUGCAUGUCACUCCAAUCUUCGAGCAGUGCAAGAUAACAGGUGUUCCCCCGGGGUUCAUGUUUCCUUUUGGAAUGAAGCACAGCGGAGACUAUGGUGUCUUUAUGAUAUAUGGGUUUUUCACACUGAGCCUACAAUCCCAGCCUCAUCACCCUUUUUUCUCCCAUAAUUGCAGCCUUGGACUCGAACAGACAUCAAACAGUGCUCUCUGACACUUUCUCCACCUUGCUAGUUACUUCUAGGUCCUAUCACUGCUCUGAAUCUUUCUACUCUAAAUCCUGGCUUUAUCUGUUGAAGGAAGGACCCCCAUCCACCUGCUGUCUCGCACCAAACCCCUUAAUCCCCCUUAAUGGCUUGUCACACAAGCUAUCACCCUCACUAGGAGGCUAGCUUGGCUAUUCCAUGAAUUGGAAGCCUUGAUUAAAUUCUAACACUUGCUGGAUCCAGGGUCUGGCACCCAGUUUAACAGCCUAAACAGUGUGUAUGAUUCCUACCUUUUGGUUGCAGCUGCUAAUUGGCUAAGGGAACCGCUUAGCUGUGUAUACUGGAGGCUGAAAUUAGCAUUAAUUUCUUGAUAGAUGCUUGUAUAAUGUGGGUCAAAACAAGUACCUGUCAUUUCUUGUUGCAAGUGGAAUACUGAUGUGUUUACCUUAGUGGAAAGGAAAGGAAUAAAAGGGGUUUUUAACCUAUCUUUCAAAGGUGGAGGUUUGUUUUUAAAAGCAUUCCUUUUCUGAAUACAGUAAUGUUCAAGCUUAUAAAUUACCCACAUUAAUACAGAUAUCCAAAUAUAAAGUAAUGCAGUGUAAACAUUUCAACUUCAUAUAUUCCUUCUUCCAAUUGAUAACAAUAAAAAACACAAAGAAAUACUAUCUAUCCAAGAAGGAAGGAGAUACAGAAUCUUCAGGGAGAUAGCAGCAUAGGGCUAGAACACUGGUCCGUUGCUAGGAUACCAAACAGCAGCAUCCAGACUUAACUGUUUCCAUCUUUGGAUACACACAGAGCUUAUUCUUCUAGACAAGAGUGAAGAAAAUACCAGUAAGGGUUUGGUCACCCUUGCAUCAGGAACAAAGUUCUCCUCUUCAUAUGAGUGUGAGUCGUCUUUUAGUAAGUACUCUUUCCAUGUUCUUAAGUAGUAGAUAUCAAAUGGCAGUUUAGUACCUACUUAGUUUGAAUAGGGUCUGGAAUCUGCAUUGAGCUAAUUCAACCGAAGGUCAGUUUACACAUCAAUGUGGUUGGAUUACCCACCAUGGGCCUGAUCCAUCCCAAAGUCUGGCUUCUGUUCUGUGGCUCCUGUCCAUUUUCACGGGGCUUAUGCAGAAGGAUUUCAGGGGUGCAUAGCACUAACCUGAAACAAACUCUUAGGAAUUGCAGCCUUUAAGUUCCACAGAGCAAGCCUUUAAUCACAGAUUUCCACCCAGGUCAAAGCUAGCUAUUAAUUUAUUGGUUUCUUUAAAUAUCUUGGCAACUUUUUAAACUGGUAAAGGUUGUCAAAGCAGCUUAUAUUUCCGUUUGUUAAAUUAUUGUAAUGUACAUCUAUUAUUCAAAAUGUUUUCUUCCUCCUCCCACUGCUUGCCACCAUUUUUAGAUCCAAAAGGACUAAUCGCUGCCACAGACACUUGGAGAACUGAAAAUGGAGACUGCAUAUCUCAAAAAAUGCCUAGGCAGAUGCUUGGCAGAGGGCCUUGCCGAGGUGGCAGAACGUCGGCCAGCAGACCCAAUCCUGUACUUGGCAUGGUGGAUUUAUAAAUAUCGAAAAAAUAUGGAUGAUGCACUUCACGUGAGUCCUCUGCUUCUACAUUUAAUAUUGUCAGGCUCUUCAAAUAUUAAAUGCUAAUGCUGGUUAUUAUAUUAGGGGAACAGUCUUGUGUGUGUUAAGUGAAAACACAAGUAUCGGCUUUGCAUCAUUUGAUGCUUGCUGAAUGGCCAGUUGAUAAUCCUAGAGCCAUGAAUGAGAAAGCACAUACUUUCAGGGCAGGAGCUAAAAUUGCUUCGUUCCCAUUCCCUGUCCUGGCAUUCCUGUUAUUAAAUUAAAGGUGUUCACUACUGCCAUUGUUAAUAACGCUUGAGCAGAGCUUUACACCAUAGAGAUGUCAAGGCUAAGCUACGCCCCUUUCUGCAGCUAGAGAGAGUCCUAAACAAGCAAAAUUUUUUAAAUUUUAAUUUAUUAAUAUUAUUAUUAGGCUGGGAACUGCACUCCUGCUUGCUCUGCUUGCAUAUUUGUAAGCAGACAAGAUAUUACUGUAAAGUCCAGAUACUUUUGCUUAGCAAUAGAUCUGAGCCUCUCAUUUUCUGUCGCCUGAACUUUUUGCUACUCAGAGAUGUGAAACUCUGUAUCUCCUUUUCUGUUUUCUCUUAUGCUGACUUUUUAAAAAAACAAUCAUUUCCAGAGGAAACUGGAAAGGGAAGAUCUGGAGCAAGAGCGUGAGGAGGCCAAAAGAGAACUGGAAAUGAUCGAAAGAAUGAAGGAAGAAGAACUUUUGUUUCAGCAGAAGCUUGAAGAAGAGAGGCAGGUAGGGCAGAGCAACCAAACAGAGAAACAGUCAAAAAGCCCAAGCUGCGUGUGAGUGCUUCCAGAAGGGGGCAUUAUUAUAAAGAUCUGAUUUUCCCCCCUUUGUGGCUAGCAUCCACACAUUCCUGAGGACCAGGGGUUAACCGGAGCCUUCCAUUUUAUGAACAGAAGAGCAUUGUGCCUGCAACAAGGGAUUCUUUUGAAUGUUCUGAGGUUAUACAUUGAUAAUUUUUGAGAACUCAUAUCUCAGAGAUGAAUUAAAAGACACUGGCAGGGUUUGUAAUGUUUGGGCAGAAAUGUACUUUUGCGCUAGCUAAUGCAAUUUCAUUUAAUACACCUGUACAAGUCUGCUGAGAAGUAAAUCUGGCUGAGUUCGGUAGGCUUUACUUCGAGGUACAGUGGUGCCCUGCAAGACGAAUGCCCCGCAAGACGAAAAACUCGCUAGACGAAAGGGUUUUUCGUUUUUUGAACUGCUUCGCAAGACGAUUUUCCCUAUGGGCUUGCUUCGCAAGCCAGAAACGUCUUGCAAGUUUGUUUCCUUUUUCUUAACACCGUUAAUACAGUUGCGACUUGACUUCGAGGAGCAACUCAUAGAACGCGGUGUGGUAGCCUUUUUGAGGUUUUUAAAGACUUUGGUGAUUUUUGAAGCUUUUCCAAAACUUUCCCGACACCGUGCUUCGCAAGACGAAAAAAAUCGCAAGACAACAAAACUCGCGGAACGAAUUAAUUUCGUCUUGCGAGGCACCACUGUACCUGUGUAUAGGAUUACAGCCUUUGUGUGCCCCAUGUGUGGAUGGGCGGAUAUUUUUCCUUUGGCUGAUCUCUAAUCCCAACCCACAAUUCAUAAAUCAAAGCCAACUGGUCCUUUUUAAAUGAUAUAAACUAUUUAUUCAUACAUAGGUGGGGGGGACACCCUUGAUUAAACAUGGAACGAAGGCAUAAGAUUUUAAAUUUUUCUGUGACCUUAAAGCAAGGAAGUGCAAAAUUAUAUGAUUUCUACUUUCACUGACCAAUCUAAACUGAACACCAGAGAAGUUGGCUCAGUUUGCACACAAUGCUAAGUCGGCUGGUGGGUCUCAUUUUUUUUAAUGCCACCCCCCCCACCUGCCAUGCAAAAACUCCCUGCAAAUCAAGAAGAAAGAAAAAGACUAGCACAUCAAGGGAGAAAUUCCUUUUCACCAACUUGCACUUUUGCAUGAUAUGGCUGCAGGCACAAAUGGAACGAGAACGGGAAGAACAAGAGAGAUUAGAGAGAGAAAGAGAAGAAGAGCUUCUAUUGGAGCAGAAACUACAAGCAGAGUUGGAGGUAGGAUAAAAUGUCAUUGAUGAUCAUUUCUAUUUUGCAUGCCAACACUCAUCAAAUAGCCGUCUCCCAAAUUAUGUUCCAGCAGCCUUGAAUGGCUUGUUUCUCCUGUGAUCUGGGUCCCCCCCCCCCAAGUGUUCUUGCCUCCUGCAUUUGAAGUUUGGUGAGCAUCUAGGUUAGGAGAGCCAAGCAAACCAUGGUCAAGGAUGAGUUUGCACAUAAAGCCAAGCCAUAGUUAUUUUCCCAUCCUUUAAAACAGGACAUGUGCAAUAACAAUAAGGGCCAAUAGCUGCUGGGCAGUGGAGCAGGGGGAAGUUACAUGUCGCCAAUUUAUUUAAAUUAUUCCCGAAGAAGACAUUUUUAGGCUUUCGUUGAAAAACAAGCAACCAUCUAAUCAGUCAGAAUUGGCCUCUGCUGACUGUGGUGGCUCCUUGUCUUAGUCACAUUGCUCAGAGAAUAGAGGGAGAAAUUCAGUGGGUCUCAAGUGCUGCUGUGUGUCUCAAACAGGUCCCAUUUGUUUCAAUGAAAUUUUUGUGCACAGGAGAUACUGCCCAUUCAGCUCAAUGGUCUGAGAAAGGAGCUGGGGAAUGGCUCGCACCUUGAUUUUCGUGUGCUUGCAUAUUUACCGCUUUGUUCAGCUGAAUACAUCGUAAAAUUGCAUGGAUUCGCCAUGUAUUAAAAAUGGAAUUUGAAUUGUAGGCAAAGGCAGCUGCUGAGAAAGAGACACCGUCGAAAACCUUAGCUGAGCUGACCGACAAAUAUGGGGCUCCUCAUCUGAGCAGAGUUGAUGAGAUAGAUGAAAUUGAACAAUCUGACGUAAGUACGGCCAGAUUCCUCUAAGAAGGCCACUAGCGGGACACGAAGGCAGGAGCCGUUUCCUGUUGCUCCUCUCCAUCAACUGGUUUUCAUUGACAUUUUGCCUCUGAAUAUAGAAAUCCCUUGGCGUUGUUGGUUUCAUAUGACCAACAGUCUUAUUAUCCUCCAUGAAUUUUCCUAAUCCCCUUUUACAGCUACUUAAGUAGUGACCACCAUCGCCAUGUCCUCUGGAAGUUAGUUCUCAUUUCCAGUGCGUGAUUCCAUUGAGAGCGUGAGCUACUGGUGUGACACUCAUGCCAGGGUUUCUGGAAUAUUAGAGUGUGGGCAGAAAGCAAGGAGAGCGGUGGUGCUCACCUCUGCUCUUCUUCUGGGGCAGUGAUUUUCAAGCAUUUUGCCUCCGGAGGACCGAUACUUGCACAUGGUCUGGGUGAGUGGAGGGAGGAGAUAACCUCAGUCCCAUCCCUCCUGAAGUGGCAAAAUGCAAGGAUCCAGUAAUGAAAGAAUACUCUCUGGUGCCCGGGUUAUUAUAGGGCCAAACUAGAUAUGAUGGCAGAAAAUCUGCCACAAACACAAGAAAAAAGCAAGGGGUUUUAUCUAGUUUUGAUAAUAAAGGGAGUGGCUGAAUAAAAUAUAGAGAGAGAGAUCUCCCCCUAUUGGAUGCUUACCUCCCUGAAAUAUACACAGAGUCCUGCAGUAGUUUCAUGCUCUUUAUCGCAGCUUGUAAAACAGUGAUUGAAUUGCCCCCCAAACCUCAGGCUUUUAUAUACAUUAUUUUCGCAAUGAGUCCCAUCUGAUUGGCUGAUUCUGCUUCCUUCCUGGAGCCUGAUUGGUCUUUUCCUGCAGGCCAAUCAGUUGUUGCAUUCUCCGAUCCUGCCAGCCUAAUAUGCUGAUUAACUUCCUCCUAGAGCCUGAUUGGUCUUCUCUUGCAAGCCAAUCAGUUGUUGCAUUCUAGGAUCCUACCUGCCUAUUGUUCUAGGAUCCAAACUUACUACAUAACAUUCCCUGCAACUAUCUCUCUAGGCAACUUUUUCCCAGUUGAACUCAUUUCUGAUAUUAAAAUAAUGGAAUUGCAGAAUCGUGGAACUGGGAGGGACCCCGGGUGUCAUCUGAUAAAUUCUAAGAAACACCCCCUGAAAUGUUUGGGUUGAGUUUUUGUUCACUGAGUAGUCUGACAGCCAUUUAAACACUUUUUUUUUUUUUUGCUUUUUCACAGAUCAUCUUAAGAGUUCCAAUAAACGAUAACUUUCUCUCUUUCUCCUCCUCUCUUUUUUCUUGACUUCUAGCAUGCACUGACUACAGUAGCUGAGACAGAGGAAGGAGAAGAGUCGCCUGUUUGAGAGAUAUCUUUCCCACCUGCAGUUGUUUAUUCCAGAAACUUCAAGGGCUGCUACAGAGAUGUGGAUGGUUGGUAUCUGUUUUAGGGCUACUGAUACAAUGAAUUAAUGCAGCUAAAGAGCAAACUCCUACCACCAAGAUAUAAAAUAAAAGCAAGUUGUAUAAGGUAGUCCCUAUUUACUUACUGGAUGAGGCAGUGCCUUCAUGUACAAUAUAACCCAAUCACUAGUUGGGAAUAAACAGAACUAAGAGCCCAACAGCAAGACCUGGUUCAAGUUAGGAUGGUCCUCUCUGUUGUAUUGGCACUGAGGUUGUGCCCAAGAUUGCCAUGUCAUAGACUUCAAAUCACUGCCUCUCUGGGGAAGACCAGAGAGGGCAGAAGCAGAGCGGAUUCUAACGGGUCAGGAGUCAUGACUGGCAUUGACAGAAUCUACAUCAGGCACCCCCAAACUCAGCCCUCCAAAUGUGUUGGGACUACAUUUCCCAUCAUCCCUGACCACUGGUCCUGUUAGCUAGGGAUGAUGGGAGUUGUAGUCGCAAAAACAUCUGGAGGGCUGAGUUUGGGGAUGCCUGAAUUCCACAUGGUCACUCAUGGGUGGAACAAGACAGGUUUGUGGGUGGAAUCAGUAACAACAAAGUUUACUAGAGAUACUCUGAAAUUCAUCUCUUAACACAGGCAUCAGCAUAAAGCCAUGUUUUUAUCAUAUUUUGUGCCAUUUGGACCCCGACAUUUCAGGUGUGCACAUGGGGAAUUUGCAUUCCCUAAUGGGACUCCAGUUGGCUUCCUUUGCUGUGAAAUUCUGAAAUAAAACAAGACACAUGUACACAGAAGACACCAAAAACAGAAGAGUCGCCCCUUUUAUAUUAGUAACAAAAUAGGUGGAGUAUGGUUUUUAUUUUUAUUUUAGGAUUAUAUGAUUAUAUUUGGAUGAAGUGGUGUUGCUGUUUGAAAAAUAUCUCCAGAUAUGUGGAUUUCUCCCUCUCCCUCCCCCUCAAAUGGUUCUUGCAGGUUUAUUUAGCUAAACCUGAGACCCCUUACGCAGACACUGAAAAGAAUGCGUUGAUAGUAAUACGCUCCUCACAGCUGUUGCCAUCCUACCAGUAAGGAUGAAAACAGAUAUGAGGCCCAAAAUAAGGUCAAACUGAAUUAAGCAGUGUAACUAGAUGGGCUCCUCUCAAAGCUGGAAUUCUCUGUGUGCAUAUCCACACGCUAAAUGGAAGUUACACAUAAACUUGUUCUUUAUUAAGAGCCUGCAUUGCAGAAGCUUAUGUGUAUUGAGCAAACCUUAGCCAACACAGUUGUAACUUUCUUUCCCAUGUGUUGAACACUUAGGAUAUUAUUUGCACCACAGUUAAAUAAUAGGCCACUUUUCCUACCUUGGGCAAGUGGCUGCUAUCAACGCAGAGUGGGGUAGUGAGGUUAGCCCUGUGCCCAGCUCACAUCCAUAUAUUGGAUGCUACAUGUAAUACCAGGCAUGGGAAAUUUACCAUGUUUCAUGUUAUGGGCAAGUGCAUAUUGGGCUUUAUAAACCUACAUUUAAGUUAGAUGUUCUGUCUGACCCAUGGAGGUGAGGUAAACCUAGGGAGUGAGGCAGGCAUGCCCCAAAGCGAAACAGGCAGACAGGAUUCAGCUGCCCCUUAGUGCCACACUUAUACCCACUUUGCAGAGAUGUGCAAAGAGCUACAGUACAACCACAAUGAAGCAAAUGGCCUGAGAAUAUCCAAAUGCAGUUGGCUAACCAAAUAUUGCAUCAACACAGAUUUUAGAGAUCAGAAUCCUAUUAUGUUUAUUUGUAUGUCAUAUUUCCAUUAUAGGUAAAAGGGUAAAGGGGACCCCUGACCAUUAGGUCCAGUCGUGGCCGGAUCUGGGGUUGCGGCGCUCAUCUCGCUUUAUUGGCCAAAGGAGAUCUUGGCGUACAGUUUCCAGGUCAUGUGGCCAGCAUGACUAAGCUACUUCUGGCGAACCAGAGCAGCACACGGAAACGCCGUUUACCUUCCCGCUGGAGCGGUACCUAUUAAUCUACUUGCACUUUCGAUGCUUUUGAACUGCUAGGUUGGCAGGAGCAGGGACCAAGCAAUUGGAGCUCACCCCAUCGCGGGGAUUUGAACCGCCGACCUUCGGAUCGGGAAGUCCUAGGCUCUGUGGUUUAACCCACAGCACCACCCGCGUCCAUUAUAUUAUGCCCAAAUAGCUCACAUAUUCAUAAUCAUCAUACCAGUGAGUGCAACAAAAAUCUAUUCAUAAAACAUUGCGCGGUGCAAUACAAACUAACCUAAUCAAACAGCUGUAGAUGUAGAACAAGUACUUCCUAGUUUAUCUGUGCAAGGAAACGAUGAACCAAAUGUGUUUUUCGGGAUCGGUGCCAUUUUUAAUUAAACUUCCUAAUAUGUCAAUACAGUGGUACCUCGGGUUCGUUCCAGAGGUCAGUUCUUAACCUGAAACUGUUCUUAACCUGAAGCACCACUUUAGCUAAUGGGGCCUCCUCCUGCUGCUGCUGCGCUGCCGGAGCACGAUUUCUGUUCUCAUCCUGAAGCAAAGUUCUUAACCCGGAGUACUAUUUCUGGGUUAGCGGAGUCUGUAACCUGAAGCGCAUGUAACCUGAAGCGUCUGUAACCUGAGGUACCACUGUAUAGAGAAAUCUGGAUAAUGUAGACGAAAAAAAGAUCUCGUUGCUACAUCUACACAAUGGCUCCAUUUGUGUAUUUUUCAUAAUGUUUGAUGGAGAGUCCAGAGUUACCAACUUUUGACUUAAAAAGAUUUGGGCCUGGGGCAGAACAGUCAAAGCCAGGACAGAACCUGAUGGGGCAGAGCCAAUGCACGGCUGAGUCUGGCAAGUCGGGGUGGAGGCAGGAUGGGUUCUGGUGCAUUGGACAAUCAUAGAAUUGUAGCAUUGGAAGAGACCACAAGCGCCGUCUCAUCCAACCCCCUACAAUGCAGGCAUAUUGUUACCCAAUGUGGGGAUCGAACCCUUGACCCUGCAAUGAAGAGUCUCAUGCUCUACUGAUUGAGCGGAACCCAGCAUAAUUAGGCAAGCCAUGGACCAGAGUUAGGCACGCUUGUCGCAGAAUCCCAGUUUACUCAUUUUCCAGACUUCUCCUGUUCCAGUUAGCUGGCCCAGAACCCUUAAUGGCUGGCCCAGAAAAGUGUGGACUUGCUGGCAACCCUACACACGCAUACCCCGGGACUAAUAAUUCACUGAGGCUCCAAGGUUUGUUUCCUCCACAUCUUUCCCUAUGGACCUUGCCUUUUGAAACACUUCACAGAAGCUGUGGGCAACAUCCUGUACAAAUGCAGUGACCCGUCGCUUCUUGUAAGGCGUGACGAAAAUUUCCAUGCGAGCAUUAGUAGAUUACAAGGUGUCACUUAACAACUAUUUUGGAGUACUUGUUAAAGGAAGCCUGUUACCUGCUGUCAGAAAAAUGAAGAAAUGCACCAGUAUCAUUGCGCUUCCAUAGAUUUGCCCAAGGCCGUAUGAUGUAUCGGUGACGUGAAUAUGGCAGGAACUUGAAUGUGGGUUUCCUGUGCUGGGCAACCAACACUUGAUAACUGGCUCAUAAUGAUCUAAGAGCCAUUGUGAGUUCAUCAUACAACUUCAGGGAACAGGCUGGUUCAUACACUGUGUCUGUAGGGUGUCCAUGCACCCAUGUAUAGAAAUAUUGCUAGAGGUUUGUAUGCGCUUGCCCACUGCUGCUAAAAAGUUUACUGCAAGCCACACUGGUCAAAUGAUCCAUCCACCUUGUUUUGAUGAUGGACAAAUAGCUAGGGUGGAUAUGUGCAUCUCACAGGCAUUUAAGCUCAUAAACUUGAAUUCACAUUCAAUAUUUUGUAGCAGGUUCGAAUCCCCGCGACGGGGUGAGCUCCCGUUGCUCGGUCCCUGCUCCUGCCCACCUAGCAGUUCAAAAGCACGUCAAAGUGCAAGUAGAUAAAUAGGUACCGCUCCGGCGGGAAGGUAAACGGCGUUUCCGUGCGCUGCUCUGGUUCACCAGAAGCGGCUUAGUCAUGCUGGCCACAUGACCCGGAAGCUAUACGCCGGCUCCCUCGGCCAAUAAAGCGAGAUGAGCGCCGCAACCCCACAGUUGGCCAAGACCGGACCUAAUGGUCAGGGGUCCCUUUACCUUUAAAGUUCAUUGACUCCCAUGCCUCACUAACCAUAUAUAGGUAUAUAUUAGACACUGGAUUUGUGCAUGACCUGGGAAGCUGUUUGUACACUCCCAUGAUAAUCUUAUCUGAUUGUGGGAAAAGAUUUUGCUUUCUCAGAUAAAAUGCACUUCUUCAGUCCUUCACUAGGCAGUGUGUUUGUGGUUAAAUGCAAGAGAUUUGAUUGAUAAAGGAUCUGCAGGGGAAGAAACCGCAGGAUGAAAGUGAGAGGAGUCAAGUAGCAAACCCAGACCCAGAUCACAGAAAUAAAUCACAUUCUGUGACACCAAACAACUCCAGUUCCCUGCAGCUGUGUCUCAGAUGAGUUUCUGGGUGUGUGGGAAGAAACCGACCAAUCGUUCCUCUGUGUUUUCACCCCACCUCCCAAACAGGCUCUUGAACACUGGGUAUUGGCUGCAUUGCAGCACACCUCUUGGUUCAUUAUUAUCUCAAACAAUGUUGUUUUUGCUAUUUGUACAUGGAUCAGAAAGAGAGACAGAGGCAAAAAAGGGGGUAGGAAGUGGACGGAUUUAUUUAUUUAGCCGAUAAGUGUAAACUUGUGAAGAAACCAGCACUGGUGACCGGUUAUGAGCAUAGCGCGCUUUGCAGAGCGUUCAUUUGUAACAGCAAACAUGGAAGUAAAAUGGAAGGAAUUCAAUUAAAUUUAACAGCACUUGGAAGUGAGUACUGAUGCAGUUGGUGAAACUUGCUUUGUUAACGCUCCUUAUUUUGGAAUAUUGGAAUAUUGAAACAUUUGGAAUAUUGGACACCUCCCCUGCCCAGGCCAAAUAUUUAAUAGGGUCCACAACUCAUCAUGGUGGGAAAGGGAUACCCAAGAGAAGGAAGAAGGCUUCUUCUUCCUGCACCCCCAUAUCUCCCACAUUUCUUGCAAAGGGGCAAAGCAAUAGGAUGUAUCCUAACUCUUGCUCUUCCUCCCUCUCCCCUGUCUUUUAAGAGAUACAGGCCGUAUGGUUUGGGGAAGGAACAUCUUCUGCCAUCUGUGUAGAACUGGAGGUUGGCACAGCCGGAGCUUUAUCAGAUCUCCAGCCCCAACAAAGUCAAUCACAGGGGCUUGCAUGAGGUUUAGUGGGUGAAAGCCCUGGUAGGAUACACUCUUCCCCUGAGCCCAGCUCAGCCACAGCCCCCUAUGAUCACUUUGGGAAUGACUGUGAGCUGGACCUCCACUUUGCUGACUCCACAGUUUGCGGCUUCACUCAUCCACACACAGCUGGGUUGUGCUGACAGAUACAAAUACAACAUUUGCCCAAAUGUACUAGACUUUUUAAAAAUAAAGUUCUCCCUGGAGAUGCUGAUGUCAUGGACUGGUUGGACACAGAGGAAUGGUGGGAAGAACCAGCUGGGGAACCACCAAGGGAAGAAUGCUCAGAGCUUGGGAAGUGCUGGUGGGACGAUGAUCAGAGGGAGAAGAGAGAAAAGACUUGGAGGAGGAGGAGGUGUCAGAAGCUGAAGAUGUAACAGGGUUUAGUGAGUGGGGAGAGUUGUGACAGAGGAAAGUCCAGAAUCAGAGGCAGAAGCUGAAGCAGGUAGGUGGGAGGAGAGAGGCCAAGAGGCAGAGAUGAGUCAGGUUGGUGAAGAUCAUGGGUGUCUCUGUCUCUUGCUGCGACAAGCUCCAACCUUCCCUGGUCUCCCAGAACCAGAAGAGGCACGGAAGCAUUGAAGGAGAUAUUGACAAUGCACAGAUGCAGUCUCGGGUUGCUUGGGGAAAGUCCUGAUGAGAAGGGGACUUAGAUGGCCAUAAGGAGGCAGGGACUAUCAGUUUCAGCAACUGAUUUUCAUGGAGUAAGACCACCAGGAAUGAGCUGCUCUGCUCAUUAGGCCAGACACUCAGCCAAGUCUGUGGAGAUUGUGUUUUUGCUAAUAAAACAUUAACUCCAACUUUGAACAGUAUGACUGCUGACCAGCAUGCUCUGUGACAGCCGAGAACUGAACCAAGGACCUUCUGUACUCAAAGCAGAGAACCCACCAAUGAGCUAUGGUGGUUCCCAAUACAGCAGGGCAAAGUAAUACCAUUAUGUCACCUCUUCAAAGUCUUCCAUUUUACCUCUUUCACUGCUGCUGAUCUUCGUGACCUGAACUUUUUCUUUUUAAGUUGCAUCAUACAAAUGGACAAAAGUUGCUCAUUUUGUUCUCUGUUUAUGAUCCCUCUCUUUUCAGUAUCUACCCAUAUCCUCAGCACUUUCGUGCAGUUCAGUGAGCAGCAGAGCUGGCACACCCAUUCCACCUAUGUUGAUUUACGUUAUAUGUCACCUGGUUUUCAAGGUAACUGAACGAGGAUCAAAAUAAAAGAUACAGCGAGGGAGAGGCACUCGGGCUAUGGCUUUCCAAAAGGCUUGCAAGAAAGCAUGUUUCGGGGAAACCAAUGCAACCUUAUCUAUAGAAGAAACAAUUCAAAUCAGUUUCAUAAUAAAACAUCAGUAUCAAAAUGUCAGAGCAGUGAACCAACAAUCCCAUUAUCAGAAAGAAUAAGGGGAAAUACUCUCUGGCCCAGGUGGCAGGAGAAAAACAGGAGUGUGUGCACACUUAAAAGUAUUUCAGAGGAGGGCAAGGCUGUUCAGGUGUUAGUAGGAACAGAGUGAAACAUGGUAAGCAGCAAAUUACCAAAUUCCCUCACAGACAACCUUGGGUGGGUGGGUGUGCUGUAUACCUGUGGCAGGUGGGGCCUGGAGCAAAAGUGAGUGGAGCAACAUGACUGAGCACAUAGGUUUCCACACACAACCCCACCUCACAUUUCUGUAUCCUCCAUCCAUCCAGGCAGGCAAGAGCCAGGCAAACCCACCUGAGAGCACAGAUCAGGGCCUUUGAGGGUUGUGGCCUGAGGACAGGGAAUGCAGACUGGGAAGGGCAUACCCGCCAACGUUUCUCCGAUGAAAAUAGGGAUGCCCUAUUCAGUAAUAAUAAUAAUGCCCCACCCACUUCUAAUAUAUAUUUAAACAUAAUUAAACAUUUAAAAACCUCCCUAUACAGAGCUGCCUUCAGAUUUCUUCUAAAGGCUUAAGGGUUACAUAACGCCAUACCCUCCAACAUUGCUCUGAUGAAAACAGGGACGUCCUAAGGAAAAACUGGAAAUUCCGGGAUCAAGUCAGAAACCGGGACAGCUUCUGUACAUCUGGGACUGUCCUUGGAAAAUAGGGACACUUGGAGGGUCAGGAAGGUGUGUGUCCUUUGGCUCUGGGGGCGAAACACCUCUGGCUUCCAGGCAUGUGCUGGGAUCAGAGAGCAGUGUUUUGCUUUAAUGUUUGCACAGUCACUGUUGAGUUCAAUGCCCCUACAUUCAAUUCCAAGGACUCCCUGUCAGCAAGCGACAUGGUCAAUAAUAGCAAUAUUAUCAAUAUAAAAGCAACAGUGAACAUCUGCCAGAUGUAGGAUCCUUCCUUGUUUUUACUUCAUUUGCACACCAGCCCCUCUAAAGUUCAUCUUGUCCAGAACAAGUUGCACAGGUCAUUUGAGCAAAGUAAAUGUCUAAAGUCCCUCAGCUCCCGUAAACUGUUUUGAUCGGUUUGACAAAUGGCUUUCUCCUUCUUCUAAUGUUUUAAAUUUCUGUCUUUGUUACCAGGUGGUGGAACUGCUUCAAAAGAAAGUUGAAACAAGUUGGCUCCUUGGAAGUAGUUACAAAAUAAAUAUAUUUGGGUGGUGGGCAGAGGGUUGUAGUCAUGCACUGUUAGGAAGAAUUGCAUACAAAGAUGUGUACCGUAUAUCAGGAGAAAGUCACACUAAGAUGCUUCUCAGGUGUGUUACUGCAAUUCUGCUGCUGUUAAUGGCCCAUAUGGAUAUGCAGCUCUGUAUGAUGGCAUCAUAAGCUGCUCUCUUAUACAUCCAAAAGAGCAUAGUUGGAUACAUGGUAUCUCUGGAGGUCCUUCAUGGGCUUGGGGUUCCUCCAGUGCUUAGCAAGCAUUCAUCCUGAUUUGCUUGCAAAAAGCUGACACAGGAGGUUAGACUUUGUUUUUUUAUUGCACAUUUGUUCCAAUUUGUUGAUGGGGAGGUUGAUUACAGCGUAUUUGCUGCAACAGAGCGCUUUAAUGCAAAUCUAAAUUUCGCGUAGCUACCUGAAUCCCUCCCGCAGAAUUCUGACAAUCUGGAGGUGGCCUUUGAUAAGUGUCCAUAGUCAGAACAGCAUCCUCCAUGCUAUCUUACUUGGUAAUGUUUCAACGGAAGUUGCAGGGUCAGCUUUUUGCAUGGUCAUUCAAUGGACACCUGGUGCUUAUGUAAUACAGGUCUGUUUACAAGUUGAGCACAGAGGAAUAGGCUAGCAACCAGGCACAUUGCUAAUCAUUAAACAGGAUGAGCAUGCAUUAACCAAACCCUCCCAGGGUAGCUGCUUUUUGCCAGCUGUGAAGUCUUCAAGCUCUUUCAGGACAACCAAGCUGUCCUUAACCUAACCAGACCCAAGCAGAUGGAAUAUGAGAAAUAAAUGGCAGCCACCAGCCAUCAAUACUCAUUAAGCUAAAGUUACCAGACGUCUUUGUUUCCCGGGCACAGUCCCCAGAUUUACAAAUCAGCCCCUGACAAAAUCCAUUCAUUCUGGCUGAAGUUGAAAAGUGUCCCCAGAUCCAUUGAAAAAAAUCUGGUAACCUUACAUUAAACAAGCAUGGUCUAGCCAUCUAUGUUAAUUACCCAUCUUCAGAGGGCUCUCAUUUGAUAGCCACCAUUUCCAACAAGCAGCAUUUAGAGGGACCCAUCCAAGCUACAGGUGGAUCAACAGCAAAACAGAGUGGUACCCUGUACACAUCUCCACCCAACCAACCAGCAUGUGGUCACUG